ACCUUAUAUGCGGUACACGAUAACCGGAUAGCCUGCCUGAUGAUAAGUUUUUGAAAUCGCGAGGAUUAGGGUUAGGUUUAUAUUUUUAAAUAUAUUUUAGUAAUAAAAGUUGCAAACUUUUAAUGUUUAAUCUAUAAGUAAAUAAAUCAUUCAAUGUGUAUUCGCACUAUAAAUAAAUAAGCUUUUCAUCGUUAAAUAUCGAAUAAACCUAAUGUUAAAUACAAGUUAACUUAGUUUAAGAAGUGUUUCACGUUAUCACGUAAAUAUAUAAAAUACUCAAAUGUUGUUUUUAAGAACAUAUCGCCUUGUGAGUAAAGCUCAGAGUUGGGGUCAUUGUACAAAGUUCUUUUCCCAACAAAGUUCUUCAAGAAUAUUCAAUGUAGUACUGGUUAAUUCCAACAGACAAUGUGCAACCAAUACUUGUUGGUCCAAAAUAACAAAUUCUCCAUCAAAUAUUAGAGUUUUCCCAUACAUACAGUCGGCAUGCUAUAGUACACAAAAAGAUGCACAAAAUCACAAUAAUACUGAAAAAGUCACUGAUGGUUUUGAUGAAGAAGCUGAGCGUAAUCAACAAAAUCAAAGAUCCUGGAAGAUGAUGAAGUACAGCUUCAUAUUUUUUGGUGUAUCAAUGACUCUUGCUGGUUCAAUGUUGAUUUAUGAUAUCAGUAAACCUAAGUAUGACGAGGAUGGAAAUGUUAUUGAAGAUGAAUUUAGUCACAUGCCUUUCAUUUUUCAACUGUACAAUAGGGUGAAAAAGGAAUUUUCCUACUACAAAAAGUUGGUGCAAGAACCAAGCAGAGACAAACUUCUUCCAGAUCCAUUACAACAUCCAUACAUUCAGCCACCUUACACAGUGAUAUUUGAAAUGACAGAUGUUCUAGUACACCCUGAUUGGACGUAUCAAACUGGAUGGCGGUUCAAAAAACGACCUGGUAUUGACCAUUUCUUAGAAGCAAUUGCUCCACCACAAUUUGAAACAGUUGUAUAUACUGCUGAACAGGGCAUGACGGUAUUUCCAAUAUUAGAUGCCCUUGAUCCUCAAGGCUACAUAAUGUAUCGACUUGUGCGAGAUGCUACCCGAUUUGUUGAUGGACACCAUAUAAAAGAUCUUGAUGCACUUAACAGAGAUCUCAGUAAAGUUAUUGUAAUUGACUGGAAUCCAGACAGCGUCAAAUUCCACCGAGAAAAUUUGUUGAAAAUACCUCGAUGGACCGGUAACGAUAACGAUACAACAUUGUACGAUUUAGCCGCCUUCCUUAAGACAAUUUACGCGACGAACGUAGAAGAUGUGAGAGAAGUUUUAAAUUAUUACCGACAAUUUGAUAAUCCCUUAGAAACGUUCCGAGAAAACCAAAGAAAACUACUUUCACAGUUGGAAAUAGAGGAGAGCAAACUACAAAAAGAAGAGCAUAAAAAAUUGACGUCGAAAUGGCAACCGUCUUUCCUUCGUAACUAUUAGUAUAGUACAAAUAAAUUUAAUUUAAAAAAAUUGUUAUCUUUUAUUUUUUUAAUAAGACAUUUUUCGGUCGUACAGCGUGACUUAAAACUUCACCAAUCGCUAAUUCACAUGUGGUUGCAUAAUCAUGGAUUCAUCUUUUAUUAAGCUCCUUCGAAAAAAAGUUCAAAUAACAAUAUAAAAUGUGCCAUCUCAUUAAAAUAAUGGAUUUAUCAAUUAA
This is a messenger RNA of Nasonia vitripennis (jewel wasp), 1676 nucleotides long. RefSeq names its product translocase of inner mitochondrial membrane 50 homolog (S. cerevisiae) (gene Timm50). The coding region runs from base 281 to 1459 and encodes 392 amino acids. The transcript is spliced from 8 exons. Gene Ontology annotation, molecular function: phosphoprotein phosphatase activity. Lineage: Eukaryota; Metazoa; Arthropoda; Insecta; Hymenoptera; Pteromalidae. The record is from RefSeq and is marked validated.